UCCCCCUCCACACGCUCGGUUUGCUCUUUCCCUCCCUCUUUCUCUCUUCACCACCAACUCAACCCACUGCCUCUUCCCCCUCCGCUGCGCACCUCCAGAAGCCACUGCAGUGAGCCCGUCAUCCGUCGACUGAAACACCGACAACCAAAUCCCAGCGACUCGCCAUAACGCUCGUCGACUCCGGUCCGAAAAACGCCCUGCCACAACCGCGCGGAGUCCACCGGGCCCAGCUGAUUCCGUGAGUUUCUGCACAAGGCGAAGACGACCCGACCGACAAAAUGGGAAACGAGGCGAGUUAUCCCUUGGAGAUGUGCUCACACUUUGAUGCUGAUGAGAUUAAAAGACUAGGAAAGAGGUUUAAGAAACUUGACCUGGAUAACUCGGGGUCUCUCAGCGUGGAGGAGUUCAUGUCUCUACCAGAGUUGCAGCAGAACCCGUUGGUCCAACGAGUCAUCGAUAUAUUCGACACGGAUGGAAACGGGGAAGUGGACUUUAAAGAGUUCAUCGAGGGCGUCUCGCAGUUCAGCGUCAAGGGCGACAAAGAGCAGAAGCUUCGCUUUGCGUUCAGGAUUUAUGACAUGGAUAAGGACGGUUACAUAUCCAACGGUGAGCUGUUCCAAGUGCUAAAGAUGAUGGUGGGGAACAACCUGAAGGACACUCAGCUGCAGCAGAUCGUCGAUAAAACCAUCAUCAACGCAGACAAGGAUGGAGAUGGAAGGAUAUCCUUCGAGGAAUUCUGUGCUGUUGUCGGCGGCUUAGACAUUCACAAAAAGAUGGUGGUGGACGUGUGAGGAGACAGAAGGCUCGCUUCACUGAACAUCCUCAUUCACUUCUCCAUUUCUGAGAAUCAGCUCCGCUAACACGCUUUCUCUCUCUGUCUCUCUCUCUGUCUCUCUCUUUUAAUGGAAGUAUUUCUCUGAAUGAUGCCUCUGUUCCCUGUUUAUACUCCCUGAGCCUUGUAACGCCUGCCAUUCUAAGUGUUAUAGAGCAUGAGAUUCUUCUAUCCAAAUUCUCGGGUAUUUAAGGACAGUUAGAGAGAUGACUUCUCUGUCCAUCACCGAGCGAUUCAGUUUGGUGGAGAAGGAAGAGAGGAGUGUGUGUGUGUUUGUGUGUAUGCGUUAUCAUUUGUGUGAUUGUGUAUGUAAGUGUACAUUUGUUUUUGUUUCAGUUAGGGGGGAUUUUUUUGUAUUUAUUUUGGUCCUGUCUUUUUUAAAGAUGAUCUCCAGGUAAUAUGUGUAUAUGACCUGACACACUUGAUCUCAGUGCAACACGCUUCAAGCAUGAAGUGCCAAUCACGACGUGUAUGUGAGAUUUAACAAAAGCUGAAUAUUUAAAUGGCUGAUUUAUAUUGAAAAAUACACAUCAACACAAGUCUAUUAAAAGGCUUUUUCCACUUGUUUUACGCAAACAUUAUUUUGAUUUGCUUCAUAUGUCUUGGAAAAUGCAAAUUUCAAAUUUUCUAUGGAGAAUGCUGUGUAUGUAUGUAUGUAUGUAUAAGUGUGUUGUUAAUAUUGUCAGGGAGUUCAAUUGAAGUCUUUUGCUUUCUGAUAUAAUAUUAGACUAGAAAAAGAGCAAAUAUAUUCAAAGUCGUGCACAUAUAUGGUUUACUUUUAAGAUGGGUGUGUUAUUGUUUGUGUAGGGGGGUGUUGGACAGGGCGGUUGGGGGGGAGAUAAAAUCACACCACGUUACUAUAGGAUGGAUCCGUGCCAUCUGUCAAUUUCUCAACUUUUAUGCGUAUUCUGAAUUUAUCACAUUUUAACACAGCGAGAAAAUAAUAUUAUUUUACCUCUCAACCUUAAAGUCACAUAUAUAUACAACAUCACAAUAACACCCGAUUUGAAAAUCUACUGCGGGCAGCAUUGUAAAGAUCUUAGUAGCUCAUAUUUGUAUAUUAGGGAUUGAUGGACAGAUUGUGUGUUUUGUGGGUUCGGGUGUUUUUUUAAGCUUUAAAUCGAGCAUGUCAUCGAGUUUAAUCGACAAGUGAUCACAAAGUAGGCAAAACGAGGUUUAAAAUACCUGAGCGUCCAGAGUCUCUUUUCCCUUCAUCAUUUCAAAGGUUGAUUCAAACAGUGUGAUUUGAUCGUUUCAUAAAAGGGAGACCGAACUAAACGCCGUCGACAUGGAUUAAUAAACUUCGCGGCGUUUUGCCACGCGCGCUAUUUGCUUUACGUGUGAUUCUUCCCGCGCGAUCAGGCGUUUGGCGCCAACUGCUGCACGGUGACGCUCUUUAAUGUCUUUCCCAAAGACCCUCGUGGUCUUGUGAUGUGCUUGCAUGAUACAGGAGGGUUCUCGCCCUCUUUUCUUUCUGUUGUGCAUGUAGAUCUGGUUUUCGGGGAAAGAGAUUAUCUUGUUUACAUAUGAAUCGUACUAUUGAGAUAUUAUAUAAUCUGAAUGACAGUUACAUACACGUAUAUGGACGUUGCCAAACCUUUUGGUAAAUGCUUAAACAUGGAAAUGAUUUUAAAGCGAGUUUCUUCACUACAUUUAUCUAUUAUUAUUAAUAUUAUUAUGAAAGAAAAAUAAUAAAAAUAAAUGUGUGGGUUAUUCUUGGAUUGGUGUCGGUCACUCCCAGCGAAGCUCAGUUUUUUUCCUCUGAUUCUGAUAUUGUUAAAAAGAGGGAGUUUUUUUUAUUAUUUUCUCUUUCAUUUUCCUUUAUGAUUUCAUUAUUUUGUACAGGAUAAUGUGUUAGUGCUCUCUGUUUUGUAUUGCUUUAGCUGGGCAGUCAGACAGCCAUCUAACUUAGGUGUGGUGUCGAUGGGAGAGCGUGUUGGGAAGUGAAAAUGUUUCGCUUUUAUGUUUUUUUUGUUUGUUUGUUUCUUCGUUUCUCUGCAUGCUGCGUUAUAUGCUGUGGGAUUCAUUGAAAUGUCAUUCAUGAAAAUGAGAAAUAAAUAAUAUUUGAGACUUGUAAAA
Molecule: messenger RNA, 2911 nt
Organism: Misgurnus anguillicaudatus (oriental weatherfish)
Lineage: Eukaryota; Metazoa; Chordata; Actinopteri; Cypriniformes; Cobitidae
Gene: ppp3r1b
Product: protein phosphatase 3 (formerly 2B), regulatory s1ubunit B, alpha isoform, b
Molecular function (GO): calcium ion binding
Source: RefSeq, a predicted model, not a curated record